AUGGCUCAGUAUCUGGCCAGCAUCUUCGGAACCGAGCAGGACAAGGUGAACUGCUCGUUCUACUACAAGAUCGGCGCCUGCAGGCACGGCGACCGCUGCUCCCGGAAACACGUCAAGCCGUCGUACAGCCAGACGAUCCUGAUGCCGAACCUGUACCAGAACCCCGCCUUCGACCCCAAGAACCGCAUGAACGCGUCGCAGCUGCAGAACCACUUCGACGCCUUCUACGAGGACAUAUGGUGCGAGAUGUGCAAGUACGGCGAGCUCGAGGAGCUCGUCGUGUGCGACAACAACAACGACCACCUGAUCGGCAACGUCUACGCCCGCUUCAAGUACGAGGAGUCGGCCCAGAAGGCCUGCGACGACCUCAACUCGCGCUGGUAUGCCGCGCGACCCAUCUACUGCGAGCUGUCUCCCGUCACCGACUUCCGCGAGGCCUGCUGCCGGCUCAACAGCGGCGAGGGCUGCGUCCGCGGCGGCUUCUGCAAUUUCAUCCACCGCAAGAACCCCUCCGACGAACUGGACCGCGACCUCAUGCUCAGCACCAAGAAGUGGCUCAAGGAGAGCGGCGGCGCCAAGCGCAGCCCCACGAGGUCUCCCAGCCCGGAGCCCACCCGCAAGAGGUAUUAG
This is a messenger RNA of Diaporthe batatas, 630 nucleotides long. RefSeq lists its product as uncharacterized. Lineage: Eukaryota; Fungi; Ascomycota; Sordariomycetes; Diaporthales; Diaporthaceae. Gene Ontology annotation, cellular component: U2AF complex; spliceosomal complex. The record is from RefSeq and is a predicted model, not a curated record. Gene Ontology annotation, molecular function: metal ion binding; pre-mRNA 3'-splice site binding. Gene Ontology annotation, biological process: mRNA splicing, via spliceosome. The transcript is spliced from 2 exons. Bases 1 to 630 code for a protein of 209 amino acids.